Molecule: messenger RNA, 685 nt
Organism: Porites lobata
Lineage: Eukaryota; Metazoa; Cnidaria; Anthozoa; Scleractinia; Poritidae
Source: the annotation of a GenBank genome assembly
AUGGCGGAAUAUAUGGAAAGCAAUGUUACUUUAAUAAGGAAUCUCAUUGAAGACAAUAAAAGGUACAAACAUGUCAGUGAAAUUCUCAGACAAAACUUUCCAGAAGUAACAAGAGGCUUUUCAGAAAGAAACGUGCGAUUGUUUUGUGCUAAAUAUGGGAUAAGACGACUGAACGAAUACGAAGUGGAUUCCAUCGGUCAGGAUUGCGUGAACGAGGUAAGCCUGUUUUUGUUUUGCAUUUUUUGUAUCAGUUUGUUUGAAUAGGGACGUUCCAUUUUUAUUCGUAUCUCCCCCUAUGGAUGAGCAGAUUUCUACCAACUCACUGUUUUGUUGGAAAAAAACUUUUCCUAACCCCUCAUUUUUGUCGGUUCCUUGUUCCUAGUUGUCUGACGAGGAUACUCAUCCAUAGGGGAGGGGGAAAGGAAUAUAAAUGGAACGUCCCAUACGUUUUCAUGUAUGAACUAUUGUCUGAAUAUGUGUCUUUAAACUUUAGGUUGGCCCGACGUACGGACGCAAAAUGAUGACAGGUUAUGUCCGCAGCAAAGGCUUAGGUUUAAGAGGCAAUCAAGUUUCAAAAUCGCUGAGACGCGUGAAUCCAGUGAAUCAUUCCAGAAGAAGAGAAGAUACGGUUCGGAGACAGAAUCCAGUUCCAUAUUAUGCGCCGUACUUCGGCAACAAAUUGCAC